AUGGCGGCGGCGCCGCCCCCGGAAGCCGCCUCAGCAGAGCGCUCCCAUGGUGCCCCGCGGCGGCGGCCAUUCAAAUCCGCGCUGGCGACCUCUGCCCUGUCCCCGCUCCCCGCGGCCGAGGCGCUGCUGGCGGCGGCCCCAGAGCGCCCCGGCGGGGCGAGGUCCCGGCGCAGUGGGGCGGUGGCGGGGUGCGCCUCGGUGUCGGUGGUGUUCCCGGGCGCCGUGAGCCGCGAGAGCUGCUGCCGCUUCGCCUGCGAGCUCCUCAAGCACGUCCUGCACCAGCGGCACCAGCUGCCGCUGCCCUACGAGCAGCUCGCCUACUUCUGCCGGCGGGCGGCGCAGGAUGGAGACGUGAUUAAGAAGCCACCCUCUGUGGACAUGGCAAGCAAGAAAUGCCAGCAGGUGCUGAUGGAGCUGGAGGGGGUGCUCCAGCACUUGGAAGCAAUGUUCAGUUUGACACUGGUUCCCCGUGUUCUUAUCCUGCUUGGUGGCAAUGCCAUGAGUCCCAAGGAGCUUUACGAGCUCAACUUAGAGGGUGUCUACGUGGGCAGUGCUGAGGAGAGCCUGAAAACCCCAUUCUGUGUGCGUAAGCUUUUUCACUCGCUCUUCAUUGCGGAUGUCUUCAGUGAACUUAAGAUUCUCCCCGUCGUGGGCACUGUUGUUAUGCUUCAAGGACACCGUGAUUGUGGUGUUGAUUGGUUCCGGCCCAAGCUCAACUACAAAGUGCCGACUCGAGGAAGGAAGCUAACUGUCAACUUGUCCUCUGAUGGAGACAUCAGUAUAAGUGCCUCAUCUCCUCUGGCUAUGACUUCUGCCUGGGAGGAUUACAUAUGGUUUCAAGCACCUGUGACACUCAAGGGGUUUCAUGAAUGACUUGUGCUUUAUAGGACUUUAAUGGAUUAUUAAAUAACCUUUUGGUGCUGCUUUAGGUGAUGACCAUUUUAUCAAAUGUAACUGCAUAUUCUUGUCUCCCUGGAUCUUUUCUCCAGGGCAUCUACUAUCUUC
This is a messenger RNA of Rhea pennata, 1005 nucleotides long. It is a transcript of the gene MAD2L1BP, whose product is annotated as MAD2L1 binding protein. The record is from RefSeq and is a predicted model, not a curated record. Gene Ontology annotation, biological process: regulation of exit from mitosis. Lineage: Eukaryota; Metazoa; Chordata; Aves; Rheiformes; Rheidae. Gene Ontology annotation, cellular component: nucleus. Bases 1 to 873 code for a protein of 290 amino acids. The transcript has 3 exons.